This is a messenger RNA of Trichoderma gamsii, 1365 nucleotides long. RefSeq names its product ethanolamine-phosphate cytidylyltransferase. The record is from RefSeq and is a predicted model, not a curated record. The transcript is spliced from 4 exons. Gene Ontology annotation, molecular function: ethanolamine-phosphate cytidylyltransferase activity. The coding region runs from base 1 to 1365 and encodes 454 amino acids. NCBI's taxonomy places the organism in Eukaryota, Fungi, Ascomycota, Sordariomycetes, Hypocreales, Hypocreaceae. Gene Ontology annotation, biological process: phosphatidylethanolamine biosynthetic process. Gene Ontology annotation, cellular component: cytoplasm.
AUGAGCGCACCGACCUUUGAAGAUCUCGAGCAGCCUCGAGGAGAACCUGCGCCGGAGCUUCUCGACGGUCGCAUCUGGGUAGAUGGCUGCUGGGACUUUUUCCAUCAUGGACAUGCUGGAGCUAUGGUUCAAGCUCGACAGCUUGGCGAUGAGCUAUACGUUGGUGUCCACUCGGACGAAUCGAUCCUUGCCAACAAGGGCCCUACAGUCAUGGAUCUCGACGAGCGUCUCGCAGCUACAGAUGCCUGUCGUUGGGUCACUAAAUCGGUUGGCCAUGCCCCCUACGUCACGCAGCUCCCCUACAUCUCGCACUACGGCUGCCGAUACGUUGUUCACGGCGACGACAUUACCUCCGACAGCGAUGGAAAUGACUGCUACCGCUUCGUCAAGGAGGCUGGGCGGUUCAAGGUAGUUAAGCGCUCUCCGGGAAUUUCCACCACAGACCUCGUUGGACGCAUGUUGCUAUGCACUAGGACGCAUUUCAUCAAGUCUCUGAAGAAGGUGCUGGCUGGAGAAGAGGGCGUAGGCACGGCAGAGGAGCGCAAGGUCCAGUCUGAGGCCAUGUUGGACAGAAUUAAGCUGUACGCGACGGACGAGACUGCAAAGAACCCCGGCGUCGAUGUCUGGUUCUGGCAUUCCGCAAUACCCGAAAAAGCAGGUUCCAGCGAGGGAGUCCGCGGAUCCUACGAGAGCUUCCUCGAGGGAGCUGGCAAGAAGCCUGGCCAGCGCGUGGUGUACGUCGAUGGCGGCUUCGAUCUCUUUUCCAGUGGCCAUAUUGCAUUCCUGUGUAAGGUACUGGCAGAGGAAGACAAGCUUGCGCGCGAGGCAGGCUGGUUCUCCGCAGAGGCCACGGAGAAGAGAAAGCAGGCAAACGGUGGAAAGGACUACGGCCCGGCAUAUGUCGUGGCGGGUGUUCACGAGGACAGAGUGAUUAAUGAGUGGAAGGGCGUUAAUUACCCCAUCAUGAACAUCUACGAGCGUGGACUCUGCGUCCUUCAGUGCAAGUAUAUCGAUGCGACCGUUUUCGGGGCUCCUUUUACGCCGACUGAGAGCUACCUUUCGGAUCUGCCAUGGGGCAUUCCCCACGCAGUCUACCAUGGACCGACAGCAUUUAUGCCCUUGACAUACGACCCGUACACGGCACCCAAAGCGAUGGGCAUAUACCGCCAGAUCGGUGAGCACACGUUCUCUCACGUCAAUGCGGGCGAGAUCGUGCAGCGAAUCAUGAAGAGCCGCGACAUGUACGAGGCGCGACAGCGGGCCAAGGGCGUCAAGGCUGAGGUGGAAGCGGCGGCGAGGGCGCGCGAGCUGUUAGAGGAGGAGCAGCGCAAGAAGGAGGCGGAGAGGGGAGUCUUGUCAGGCUGA